CUCUGUUCCAACUUCUUGCUGAAAACACUCUUUCUUGAAUCUUCACUUCUUCACGAUGACGUCCCUCUUGGAUCACCCAUCUCGCGGUGAGACCAUCGGAUACUCCUUCUCCCAGCCCACAGCUGCUCCCCUCAGACAGCAUGGAUUCUACCCAUACACCGACAAUGGCGGCUCGACUCUGGGCAUCACAGGUUCCGAUUUCGCGAUCCUUGCUGGCGACACCCGUUCCACAUCAGGCUACAAUAUCAACUCUCGCAUGGUUCCGAAGGUCUUCAAGAUCGGCGGUGAUGAUGAGACUGGCGAGGGUGCUCACAUCAUUCUGUCCGUGGUGGGCUUCGCUGCGGACGGCAAUGCCCUCAAGGAACGGCUGGAUGCCGUGGUGAGGAUGUACAAGUAUCAGCACGGCAAGUCCAUGUCCGUCUCAGCUUGUGCGCAGCGGCUGUCGACCAUUCUAUACGGGAAGCGAUUCUUCCCCUACUACGUACAUGCCAUCUUGGCCGGCCUGGACGAGGAAGGCAAGGGAGCUCUCUACAGCUACGAUCCUGUGGGUUCGUACGAGCGGGAGCAAUGCCGGGCUGCCGGCGCCGCAGCAAGCUUGAUCAUGCCGUUCCUGGAUAACCAGGUCAACUUCAAGAACCAAUACAUUCCUGGCAGCGGAGAGGGACAUGCACUCGAGCAGAAGAAGGCGGAGCCUCUUCCCCAAGAAACGGUCAAGCAAUUGGUACGGGAUGCAUUUACAAGUGCUGUGGAGCGGCACAUUGAGGUCGGUGACCACUUGCAAGUGAUGAUCAUCACUUCAAAUGGAAUCGAGGAGGUGUUCCACCCGUUGAAGAAGGACUAGAGAACGGGGCAUUGUCUACUAUAGCCUUCUAAUACCACAAUGUUCAAAUAUUGAAAUAUGUCUU
Messenger RNA from Penicillium cinerascens, 905 nucleotides. RefSeq names its product proteasome core particle subunit beta 6 (gene prs3). The record is from RefSeq and is a predicted model, not a curated record. Gene Ontology annotation, cellular component: proteasome core complex. The coding region runs from base 56 to 841 and encodes 261 amino acids. The transcript is spliced from 2 exons. NCBI's taxonomy places the organism in Eukaryota, Fungi, Ascomycota, Eurotiomycetes, Eurotiales, Aspergillaceae.